Spirometra erinaceieuropaei is the source of this 2575-nucleotide messenger RNA. The record is from the annotation of a GenBank genome assembly. NCBI's taxonomy places the organism in Eukaryota, Metazoa, Platyhelminthes, Cestoda, Diphyllobothriidea, Diphyllobothriidae.
AUGGCUCUCCAGGAAGCAGAAAUAUUCGAAGACCAACACCCCCUGCUUCGAAGCUGUCCUGCCUUAAACGAAAUUCGUCUUGCCCAAGACAUGAAAGACUUGACCAUAGAGGUAACUUCCCUUAGUUACGGCGGACAUUUGUGCGUGUUAGGUCAAGAACGGCGAUGUUCUUCAUGUCCAUCGAAUAGUGCUGGCAGCUCGCAUCCCUUCCCUGCGAGCGUCUCUCAGUGGCCCCCUCGGGGAGGAGAAUUCGGUCUUAAGAUGGCCGACAGCGCCGCUCAGGUUGGUUCUUUAGGUUUUGCAUACAACUUUUAUAGUCUCGCAAAUGCGCUCGUCCAGUAUGUGUACACUGGCCGGGUGGAGAUGACAGAGAACAACGUGAGGGGCCUGAUUGCGCUUGCAAGAAUGUUGGAACUCCCCGCCCUGGUGAAUUGGGGAGCGAUAUUCAUGGCCAAGAGGUACGCAAUUUGCCGACUAUUCCUCUCUAACUGACUGCUCUAAAGAGUAAAUUUAGAAAAUUUGCCAGCCACGUGGGACUUUGCCAAGUCUAUGAAUCUCAAAUUACUGGCUGAUACGUGCAUUGGGCUGAUGAAGGAGCAUUUUGAGGAAUUCGUACCAACUGAACUCUUUGUUCGCUUGCCGGCUGAAACUGUCCUCAGCCUGCUUCGAAGCGAUCACCUGCCCGUGGGAUCUGAGGAGGAGGUUGUUGCGGCGAUUGCUCGCUGGACGGGCGCUGGUGCCUGUGGCCAGGCCGACGAUGAAAAGCUGAAAGUAAACGCGCCGGCGAUGUUGAAAGAAGUUCAGUGGCACCUAACCGACGUGGAAUGCCGCGAUCGCCUGAUGGAGAAAUAUCCAACAAUCUGGGAAAGUCCCGAAUGCGCGUAAGUGUAUUCUGUUCACCCAAAAUUGUGGAAAAGUAACUAAUGUCCGUAAGUAUAUGCCAUUUCAAUCCUGUAACUUUUUGUUCAUACAAGUCGGCUUCUGGCUCGGAUUGAACGGUGGAUUGGAGCUGCAGACAAGGACAAGCUGGCCCGCCCUUUCAACUUAAGGCCUCGUCUGCGCCCGACGAUCUUCCUCUUUGGAAAGGACAAAGGUGGGCAGGGCAGUUGGUCUGUCCGUCGCACCGAUCAGCGCCUGCAGCAGGUAGAUCGCGUUGCUGACAUGAAGACGCGCCGCUGGUACGCCUCCUACAGCGUCGUGGGCGGUGAGUUGUCGGAGAGUUCUGCGUCUCCUCUUCGGCGCAUUUUGUCUGCUUUUGAUGUUUUUGCUUGUUGAAGUCAAGCGCCUCUGUGUGCGACAGCAUUUAGUGUUUUGUAGGAAGUAAAUUAAGCAAAUAAAUCAGGCUCUUGGGGAUUUUUUGUAAGUUACGGACUUUUUUUGUUUUUCCGAAAGAGAGCAUUUUCGUUGUUGGAGGAGCAUGGAACAACACAGCGCUAGUUGAUGUUGACGAGUUUCUGGUGAGAGAAGGACGCUGGCGCAAACGGGCGCCCCUCGCUGUUCGACGCCAGCAGCACGCCGCCGCCGUCGUGAAGGUUCACGCCGUCGACGGAGGGGAGACAGUGAUUGGCAUUUUUGGUGGCUGCUUCAAGGAAGGGGACAGUUGGACAUACCUCGCCUCCUGUGAAGUCUACGACGUCAGGCAGGACAGGUGAGAAGGCGCUGGUUGUGGUGCAUCUUUUUUGCUAAAAAAAAUAUUUCUCUCCUUCUACUCACUUCCUACCCCGCCUGGCCUGAACAGAUGGCAUAAAUUGCCUGAUCUGCCGGAGAAGAGGUUCGGUCCAUCUGCUGCCUGCCUGCCUGGCGACAGUCGGAUUUUUGUUUUUGGCGGCUCGGAUGGCUCCUCUGAGUUUGCUUCCGUUGUCUUCUGCAAUCUGCGCGCAGACUGGCGGGAGGAGACAGUUUCAGCGCGCACCGCCGACUUUUGGCAGCCAGCUGCCGCCAUGAGAACUGCACGAGUCGGGCUCGCAGCGACACCCUUUCGGGGAGCAAUUCUGGUCGUCGGUGGAUGGAAGAGUGGAAAGGCUCUCAACGUGGUGGAGAUGUUCUCACUGCCAGACGCCGGGAACCCGCUCGGUCAGUGGACAAAGCUGGCCAAGAUGAAACAGCCUCGCCGGUACUUCACUCUUCUCACCUCCGCUAAUGCCGUCUUUGCUCUUGGUAAGGCAACACACUAUAAAAUGAAUUCUUUCUUUCUCUCUCAUGCCAUUCAUUUGCCUCAUCCGCGUAGCCAAUUUACAAGGCACAAGAGCGUUAAAUCAGCUAACAUUACCUUAAAGGAUUUUCAUGCGCAGUGCACCAUUACAGCCAGAAGUUGUCGCCUCGCUGUUCAUACUACCUUACCCCCUUUGUUAAAUAUCUUUUCUCUCCUGUUUUCUUUUUCCUCAAAUGAAACUUCAUUAUAAAUAUGCAAAAAUUUGUAGGCAACCUGGACGAACCGAAAAACACGGUAGAGACUCUCACGGCACCAGGCGGUUCAGCCGACUUUGAAAAUGACUUGACAUCUUGGGUCUGGUCGUCCAAGAGCCCGGUGGAGACACUUGACCGGAUUGACGGCGCAGCAAGCGUCCGCAUGUAA